Molecule: messenger RNA, 2694 nt
Organism: Chaetomium strumarium
Lineage: Eukaryota; Fungi; Ascomycota; Sordariomycetes; Sordariales; Chaetomiaceae
Product: serine/threonine-protein kinase sck1
Exons: 2
Coding region: 1-2694 (897 amino acids)
Biological process (GO): protein phosphorylation
Cellular component (GO): nucleus; cytoplasm
Molecular function (GO): protein serine/threonine kinase activity; ATP binding
Source: RefSeq, a predicted model, not a curated record
AUGGACAGUGUUAUUAACCAACGAAGCAGGUCUGCCACAGCAGAGGAUGAUGGUGCAGAUCAGAUUGGAAUCGACUCACCACGGUCAGGCGUUGCGACCCCGCAGCCAGACCUCCACGAUAGACGACUGCCCGGCAUUAUGAGUUACUUCAACCAGGUUCGUUCAAGCUCUAUUCAGCGAUUGUUGCCUGGUUCUUUCAUUAGGAGGAACGGACGAACCGCAACCACCUCGACUCCCGCUACGCCCGAUGUCGAGAAAGGGUUGCAAGCUGCAACACUGCCUGAGCUGCCCCCCACCCCCGGUGAGCCGGAUUUGUCGCUCGGCUCGUCGGACGGAGGUCCUCGUCUCCUGGGCCAUGAGACGAUGGGACCUGCCACGGAGGCGUCGCUUCAGCAACAUGACCGCUUGCACACGUAUUUCACUCCUCCAGCUUCACAGCCCUCUUCACAGUCCUCUUCGCUACGUGAUUUUCCCGACGAUUCGUCCGGCCAGAAGUCAAGGAGUGGGACUCCCCCCACCUCUCGAUCUGCCAGCCUCCGUCAUCUGAGCGUCUCGGAUAUCGGGCGAGGCAAAGUUAAGGGAUCAUCUCUGCUCGCUCCUUUGACAACCACGGUCGAUGAGUCGAGCGCCUCCGCCUGUCACCUCUCAAAUCCUGCAGUACUUGCUUCAGUCACUAAUUCUCCCACUUGUGCGGAUGCUCGCGGCGAUGGGAAUCUUUCCUACGAGUCAACGUCCAUGGUUCUUCUCAGGCAGAAGCUAACAGAUGUGUCGGGUAAAAAGAGCGGUGCCUCGACGCCGACGCGUGCACUGUCGUCAGCACGACCAUCGCAGGAGAACAAAAGACCUGAGAACGGGGAGAAAGUUGACCGGACGGCGACAAGCACGCCGACGCCCCCCGGAGCCCAGGCGCCUGCUGCAAAGGGCAAACUUACCAUCAAGGUCUCGGAGGCCAGGGGCCUGAGGAAGUGCCAGGACCCUUAUGUGGUGGUCGUUUUCCAGCGCAGCGAGCUGAUCUCUUCCGGUCCCCGCCCUUCUGGCGACGAUGACGACGCCGCUGUUAGCUCAGUCGCCAUGGGCGGUGUUCCGAUUCAGCGACAAGGAAGCGACUCUGGAAGGCCCAUGGCCAUUCCCAUGAGAAGCAGGCAAAGCAGCAGCACCAGUCUGAGUGAGUUUAAUACUUUCCGCAACCGGAAUUCGCGACGGUCUUUCACCAACCCCAAAUGGGACGCUGAAGCGAUCUUCGAUGUCGUUGAUUCGGAUAAACUUGUGGACAUUUCGGUCUACGGCCGUGGUCAGUCGGGUGAGGAGUUCCUGGGCCAUGUCGACUUCCAAGCGGUCAUUUCCGAGAAGGAACCUCCCGUCCGAGGCUGGUUCUCGUUGAAAGGCCACGCCGACACCAUGGCCGAGAACACGCCCACAGGCGAAAUCUACGUCGAAUCAUCUUUCCAGCGGGCCGAGCAGAAGCAUUUCGGACCGGAGGAUUUCCAGAUACUGCGACUCAUUGGGAAAGGGACGUUUGGCCAAGUCUAUCAAGUACGGAAAAAGGAUACUGGGCGCAUCUACGCCAUGAAGGUUCUGUCCAAGAAGGUCAUCGUGCAGAAGAAAGAGGUGGCGCACACGGUUGGCGAGCGCAAUAUCUUGGUGCGGACCGCCAUGUCGGAUUCACCGUUCAUCGUUGGUCUCAAGUUCUCGUUCCAGACGCCUUCCGACCUCUACCUUGUGACAGAUUACAUGUCGGGCGGAGAGCUCUUUUGGCAUCUGCAAAAAGACGGCAAGUUCGAGGAGAAACGCGCCAAGUUCUACAUCGCCGAGCUGAUUCUCGCGAUCCAACAUCUACACGAGAACGACAUCGUGUAUCGCGAUCUGAAACCCGAGAACAUCCUCCUCGACGCUAACGGUCACAUUGCGCUAUGUGACUUUGGCCUGUCUAAGGCAAAUCUCACCAAAAACGAUACCACCAACACCUUCUGUGGUACGACCGAAUACCUGGCACCAGAGGUGCUCCUGGAUGAAAGCGGUUACACCAAGAUGGUGGAUUUCUGGUCCUUGGGCGUUCUUGUGUUUGAGAUGUGCUGCGGUUGGAGCCCCUUUUAUGCAGAAGACACUCAGCAGAUGUACAAAAACAUCGCGUUCGGAAAGGUCAGGUUUCCUCGGGACACGCUAUCCUUGGAAGGACGGAAUUUCGUCAAGGGCCUGCUCAACAGGAAUCCAAAGCAUCGUCUUGGUGCCACGGACGAUGCUGAGGAGCUCAAGCGGCACGCUUUCUUCGCCGAUAUUGACUGGGACGCGCUAUCCAAGAAGCUGAUCACUCCGCCGUUCAAGCCGCAGUUAAAGAGCGAUACCGAUGUCUCGUAUUUCGAUCCAGAGUUCACCAAUGCACUGGACACCAACGGGUCUCUUAAUGAGCGCGCAGCAGCCCUCGCCAGGGGCUAUGCAACAUCGACGCCGCUCUCACCCUCGGUACAGGCGAACUUCCAAGGCUUCACAUUCGUUGACGAAAGCGCUCUGGAGGACCACAUGAAGGAUCGGCACGGAAAGUACGAAGAUGAGGAGAUGGAUGACGCCGACCGCAAGAGGGAUGACGACUGGGACGACAACGACGUCGAUACCCGCAGCACCAACCGGAUGAGCGGCAUUGUGAGGGGCAACACCAAUGACGAGCAAAUGUUUGGCGCAUCAAGUUUCGAUAUGUAA